Cylindrotheca closterium is the source of this 1224-nucleotide messenger RNA. NCBI's taxonomy places the organism in Eukaryota, Bacillariophyta, Bacillariophyceae, Bacillariales, Bacillariaceae. The record is from the annotation of a GenBank genome assembly.
AUGAAAAGAAGCGACACUAUGGCUGAUGAAUCAGUGGUAGCAGCAACCAAGGUUCGCAAUUUGUCACCUGAUGAAGCGUAUGAAGCCUCCGAAGUCUCGUGUCACUACGAAGAAGCAAAGCAACUCUUGAACGAAGGCAAAUUCGAGGAGGCUCUCGCUUCUAUUGAGAGCGGCAUCAAAGCAGUCAAAGACGCGAUGCCGGGAGCUGCGAUGGCUCCUUUUCAUUACCUUUAUGGCACUACGCUUCUCUAUCAGUUGGAGGAAUCUACGGAUGUGGAUGUAACAGUUGCAACCGAGACUAGUGACGAGAACGCUGAUGACAUGCAGAUUGCUUGGGAGAACCUCGAAGCUGCACGAAUCUUGGUUGAAGCUGCUUUAUCUCACGUUCUGAAAGAUGCAACAAAAUCAUGCACGAAGACGAAACUUGAACUCGAUCUUGCUCAAAUUGCACUCCGAUCUGCUGAUUUGCAGAGGAUGAACGGAAGAUACAGCGAAGCUAUUGAAGACUACCAGACCUGCCUCGACUUGCGCAAAUUGCACUUAGAUGAAUAUGACCGCAAAAUCGCUGAUUGUUUCUAUAACAUUGCAUUGUCCAACCUUUUGGCCUGCACAGAACUACAGAAGGAAGCAACAGAGUCGAAGAACAGUGCAGAGGGAACAAGCCGCGAGGAUCGAGCUCGAGAGCAUCGUGAAGCUGGAAUUGAGCUGUACCUUGAUUGCGCAAAGACACUGUGUGGAGAGAUAGCAUUUCUCUGUGGAAAACAACCAUCCGACAUUUUAAAUGGACCAGAAUUCAAAACCAGUACAGAGGAAGAGACCACGACAGCAAGUCAAAAAUCUGAAACUCUACGACGAUGGCGAAUGGCGGUCUCCUCAGCUUCUCCAUCGAUGCAAGGUGAUCAAAAUCUGGUGGAUUUGAUUCAAAUGUUGGAUGAAAUUCAAGAGACUAUUGAUGAAGCCGAAAAAUCUCAAGAUGCAAUUCGUCAGGCAUCCAUGUUGAAGCAACAGGCUCGUGACGAUGUCGCUAACGGUAAGGCGGGAGCUGAUAAUGGACAGACGAGUGCGAUUGGUUUCGAUAAGCCGACCGCGGCCAUCGCCACCAAAGAUGUUGAUGUAGCCGGAGAAAGUGCAAAGAGCAUCAUGGUUGUCAGAAAGAAGAAGAAACGAAAAAGAGUAGAAGAUUCCGAGCCGAUCGCCGAGGGAAAAAAGCCCAAAGUGGAAUAA